Molecule: messenger RNA, 1238 nt
Organism: Panicum virgatum (switchgrass)
Lineage: Eukaryota; Viridiplantae; Streptophyta; Magnoliopsida; Poales; Poaceae
Exons: 6
Coding region: 321-1010 (229 amino acids)
Source: RefSeq, a predicted model, not a curated record
GGAGAAUUUUGAAGAAACAAACAACAAGGAAGACUCGUGUAAAAAGUGAUAGCGCUAAGUUCAGUAGCGAUGACUUAGAGAAAGAAUCAAGUUCUAUUAUACCAGUAGGGCUGCAUGGGGUGACUCCAAUAAAACGUCAUGUCAUACAGAGGCAGGUGGCUCCGUCACCAUUUGACCUGAACCUCAUCCCAAGAACCAGAAGUGUAUCAGUGGCCCAAGAAUUUUUCAGAUCCUUUACAGAAGAUGAGUCUGCCGAUUUAAAUAGGCAUUUUUUUUGCAGAGCUUGGUUUGUGCAUGACAAACCAUGGACAAUCAAGCUGAUGGGAAGGGAACUUUGGAUGGCAUUUGUGAAAAGGGGCCCCAUUUCAACAGAAUUGUUCGACGCAAUUACAAGGUUACUGCAAGAAGAAGAUGCAACCAUGUACAGAGAUUCGAGAUGUCAGGAACGGCAGUGGCGUCACCUUAUACCUCCAUGCUUUGGGGAUUUAGUUUACAGCGUACCGGGUGACGGAAUCGCCCAACAGAUCAAUGAGCUAUUCCUGGGUGCACACCUAAAUAGCAACGCUGAACAUUGCCGAAUGUUAAUGCUGCCAACAGCUAUUUGUGGUCACUGGUCAUUGUACGUGUGGGAUCUGGAAAAUCACAGAAUUCAUGUCAUGGAUCCGGUGCUAGGGAAGAAAAACCGGGAUGCUCAGCAUGCAGUACACUCGCAAGUAGUUGGAACUUUGCAUGAAAAAUUAUUUGAUUGCAUAGUGGAACUUUUCAAUGGGUUUAAUGAGUCUCGAAGGAACUACAAGAUGGCAUUCUACAACUUCGCACAUGCUGGCGUCGCAGCUGAUGAAGCAGCCUUCUAUGUUUGCCAUUACAUAAAAUGGUUUGAUGGAGAAAAAUUAAGAUACACUGUUGAUGAGACCACAAUUAAAAAUGCGCGGAUGUGUACCCUUUACAAUCUCCUGCAUAUGGAAUCCAACAAGGGGUGGACACCUGCGUAUAUGUCAAAGAUUGCCUGAAAUUAAAUCGGUGGUUGGUAGUAACUUAAAGCCGUUGAUAAUAUCUGGAUGUUGCAACAUCUUGGUCCAGUUUGUAGAAUAAUUUGUGUAUCUGGGUGUAAUGUGGAAGUUAUGAGGAUGUGGGUGUCUGAAUGGAGAUUACUGACUAAACCCAAGUAGUUUUUAAAACAAUUAUAUAUGUAUCGUACAAUGUGAUGGUCUGUGAACUAAUUCCACGCACACUGAUGA